UACAUCAGUCACUUCUCAUCAGUGCAUGGUAGUUGCAUGGCAGCAAGCACCAACACAACAGGGAGGAUAUUCGCAGUAAAGUUGCUUAAAACGUCGACACACCUGUGUCUAUUGCUCACAGCUGCGCCACAGCGAGGCGGGAGGUGGAGUAUCUAUUGACGGAGCUCAAGGACAUUUUAACGUUGGAGUUCGAUAGAGGAGUGCUACUAGACCUCAGGUCAAAAUGGAGUUGAGCGAUUUAAAAUCCAAGGCUAUCCGCAUGUACGAUGAGUUCAUCCAACACGCAGACUCCAGGACAGAUGACUGGAUGCUCAUGUCAUCGCCCCUUCCCCAGACCAUCAUCAUCGCGGUGUACAUCUACUUUGUCACGUCGCUAGGGCCACGGCUGAUGGAGAACCGCAAAGCGUUCGACCUCAAAGGUGUGCUCGUGGUCUACAACUUCAGCGUGGUCGCCCUCUCCCUCUACAUGUGCUACGAGUAUGUGAAUUCUGGUUGGGGAACAGGAUACACCUUCCGCUGUGACCCCGUGGACUACUCUGACUCACCCCAGGCCCUCAGGAUGGCAGCGACGUGCUGGCUCUACUACUUCUCCAAGUUCAUCGAGAUGCUGGACACGGUCUUCUUUGUGCUGAGGAAGAAGAACAGCCAGGUGACCUUCCUCCAUGUCUUCCAUCACUCCAUCAUGCCCUUCAACUGGUGGUUCGGGGUGCGCUUUGCUGCAGGUGGUCAGGGCACGUUUCACGCCAUGCUCAACUGUAUCGUCCACGUCAUCAUGUACACCUACUACGGCCUGUCUGCCCUGGGCCCUGCCUACCAGAAGUUUCUGUGGUGGAAGAAGUACCUCACCACCAUCCAACUGAUCCAGUUCGUAAUCGUCACCACCCACAUCUUCCAGUAUUUCUUCAUGAAGGACUGCCCUUACCAGUUCCCCAUCUUCGUGUACAUCAUCGGCCUGUACGGCCUUGUCUUCCUCUUCCUCUUCCUCAACUUCUGGUACCACGCCUACACCAAGGGCAAGAGGCUGCCCAAGGUCCUGCAGAACCAGCGCUGGGCCCACCACUCCAACGGAGUCAUCAACGGCAACACCAACAGCAUGCAGCACGACAAAGACGACUGAAGCGGUCUCUGGUCUGUCACGGGAGGGGGGGGGCGGGAGCGGGAGGCCGCGGUCUGUUCCAUUUGAAUCACUAUGCACAGAAAGUUACUACCCUUCCACUGUACUCCAGUGGAUCUGAUCCUUGGACCACUACCCUUUCUCUAUUGCUAAGGCAAUCUGUGUGUUACAACCCAAAGCUGUAUUGUUUCUAUUUCUUUUUUGUUGUUGUAGUUUGUUUAGUUUUUUAGUUUUUCAUCGACCAUGUUGUCUCUUCUCUGUCAACGACACAGAUUUACUGAAGAACCCCCCCCUAGAUUAACUAAAGAACUACUUCAGUCAAUCUAGGUAGCCUUCUGGACGGUCUAAAAUCAACCACUUGCAGAGAGAGAUGUUACGUGUCCACUGGAGGCAUCUUCCAUUGUACAUGAGGCGUCCUCAUUAGCCAUUCAAGCCAUAGUUCUGUUAGCUCUGCACUGAGAAGGAUGGGAGCUACCUGGUGCUUUUGGACCUGCCCGAUAAGAGUAGAUUCUUCUUUCUCCUACUGUAUCUUUUUUUUUUUCUUCUUCUAAUGAGACAUGGUUUUAGCUUGUUUCAUUGAAUGUCAUUCUUUUUAUACUGAUCUUUUUUUUAUAUAUAUAUGUCUGUACAUUCAAUUGUAAAUGUAUUUCUGAAACGGUCUUUAAUUUGGAGGAUGCAUAAGAGGGAGACUCAUUCGUCUUUUUAAAUAACACCCUUCCGCCAUCCCCCUCUUUUGUUGAAAUACUCACUUCUUUCUGAAUGGAGUCACAGCUACUGUCCGAAGCCUAAGUGUUUGAGAUGCUAUCUAGCCUUCUUUAAUGUUCUAGUCUCUCUCAGUAUAAGGAUAGUAUGACUUUGAAACAUAAUGAGAUUUGAGACCAGUAACAGUGCUUCUUGCAGGAACCGGAGCAGAGCUCAUGUUGUAGCUGUUAGCUUUAGCUCACAAGCAUUGCCUUAACACAAGUCCAAAAAAUACUUGACAAAUCACUUUACCUGCUGCGGAUUGGCUGGUUGGCCGGCAAACUGAAAGACUGAAGCGUUUGGCACUAACCCUGCAUUCACUGAUUCGUAUGAAGUCUCCUAACUAGCAUGUGAGGCUUUGCUUGUGGUAGUUUUUAAAGUAAGCUCUAUUGCUCUCCUCCAGUUGUGAUCGAGAACGUGGCAUUGGAUGGUCCAACCGUUGUGCCUUGAGCCCUGGUUGAGGUAUGGUCUACCUGGGGAAGCCUCUACAGUGCCUUACCCUCCGCCCCAUUUUCUGUCUGUAGUUAUGAGUGUCCUUUUAGACAUGAUGCCACAAGGGCACUGAUUGAAAAAUGAGUAAUAUGUAUACCUAGUAUUUUACUGUAUGUAUUUAUGAGAAUAAAAAGCUGUUUAAAUACUGAA
Molecule: messenger RNA, 2497 nt
Organism: Hypomesus transpacificus
Lineage: Eukaryota; Metazoa; Chordata; Actinopteri; Osmeriformes; Osmeridae
Gene: elovl7a
Product: ELOVL fatty acid elongase 7a
Exons: 8
Coding region: 224-1117 (297 amino acids)
Biological process (GO): fatty acid elongation, polyunsaturated fatty acid; fatty acid elongation, saturated fatty acid; fatty acid elongation, monounsaturated fatty acid
Cellular component (GO): endoplasmic reticulum; endoplasmic reticulum membrane
Molecular function (GO): fatty acid elongase activity
Source: RefSeq, a predicted model, not a curated record